AUGUUCGGACAACACAAUCUAUUGAUUGCAUUGGCUUGGGUCGCUGUAUUCCCGACUCUCGCCAGUACAUCAUCUGCCGUCUCAGAGAGCCCAGAGUUCCAUCGCCUCCCAUCGUUACGCGAUCAAGCCGGUCUGAGAGAUAGCUGGACCGAUGAGCGUUUAGCUGGCAUUCCAGCUUUGCUCCAGAAACAUGGCGUGGAUGCGUGGUUGAUCAGCCAGAGGGAAUACGCAGAGGACACUGCUUUCUGGUCGAUGAAGAGGGCAAUACAAUUCUCGGCCAGAAGGAGGACCCUGUCUCUAUAUGUCUCCGCCAAUUCAACAUCGAAAGACUGCCACUCGCAAACCUGGAUCGACAACACUUCCCAGGUAUACUCGGAGCUCCUAGAGAUUCUGGAAGCGUGUGAUCCGUCGAGCAUUGUCGUUAACACAGAUGCAGACAUUGCUUUCGCUUCAGGCUUACAUGCAGGUGAGUUUGAGAAGCUCAGUAGCGAGCUUGGGAAGAAGUGGAGCAAGCGCUUCGUCGACAAGCCGAUUGUAGCGGUUGAGUACAUUGCUACCAUGCCUGCGAGCCAGCUCGGUUGGUACCGCAAGCUCAUGGAGACCGCUUGGGCGAUCAUUUCUGAAGGUUUCAGCAAUGUGGCUGUGGCGCCCGGCACCACUACUACGGAGGAUCUCGAAUGGUGGUUCAGAGAGAAGAUACAGUCUCUAAACUACACGACCUGGUUUCAGCCAUCCGUCACCAUCGUCGAAGCAGGCUUCGGCUUUGCUGAACAACCACACAUUGCAGCCAAGACCAUCAGCUACGGAGACCUUCUCCACGUCGACUUCGGUGUGACGGCUCUGGGACUCAACACAGACACGCAGCAUCUAGCAUACGUCUUAGCCCCAGGCGAGACCGAGUCAGACAUCCCGCAUGGUCUCCUGGAAGGCCUCAAAACGGCCAAUCGCCUGCAAGACAUCGUUAGAGCCAACAUGAAGCCCGGGUUGACAGGCAACGGAAUUCUAGCCACUUCGCUAGCACAAGCGAAAGACAAUGGCAUCUCCGGAAAAGUCUACUGCCAUGCUAUCGGCGACUGGGGCCACUCCGCCGGCACCGUGAUUGGCAUGACGAACCUACAAGAUGGCGUGCCGGUGCUCGGAGAUCUUCCACUGCUGGAGAAUAUUUACAACAGCGUGGAGCUGUACGCGGAAAGCUGGGUGCCGGAGAGGAAUGCAACGCUAGUGUUCCCACUCGAGGAGGAUGUGUACUGGAGCGAGGAGAAGCAGAGUUGGGAGUGGGUCUAUGCGAGGCAGGAGAAAUACCAUCUCAUCAAGUCGGAGAAACAGCCUGGGUCUCUGUUCAUUGUUCAAGAGUAA
This is a messenger RNA of Zymoseptoria tritici IPO323, 1356 nucleotides long. RefSeq lists its product as uncharacterized. The record is from RefSeq and is a predicted model, not a curated record. Bases 1 to 1356 code for a protein of 451 amino acids. NCBI's taxonomy places the organism in Eukaryota, Fungi, Ascomycota, Dothideomycetes, Mycosphaerellales, Mycosphaerellaceae. The transcript is spliced from 3 exons.